AUGAGAUUCGAGAAGAAGGGCAAGUUAAGCCCUAAGUUCAUUGGCCCAUACGAGAUUCUGGACAGAAUAGGAGAGGUGGCUUAUAGAUUGGCGUUGCCGCCAGGCGUUGAUCGUGCGCAUAAUGUGUUCCAUGUUUCUCAGUUGCGGAGAUACAUUAGUGACCCUUCGCAUGUGUUACAACCAGAGUCUCUCCAGUUAGAUGAUAACAUGACUUAUGAGGAGUUUCCAGUUCAGAUUCUGGACCACAAAGUUCGAAAGACUCGCAAAGGUGAGACAAAGAUCGUGACGGUGUUGUGGUCCAACCACAACUCGGAGGAGUCUACUUGGGAAGCUGGGGAUGUGACGCGUCUUAUGUAUCCCCAUCUCUUCACUCAGACAUUCUAUAAUAGGUUGUCUCAUGAGGUUCAAAUAUCUAUUGAUGCUAUAGCCGAAUGUGCUUUCAUGGGUAAGACAACUGCUGAAGCCAAGGCUUUGCUUGAGGAGAUGGCUACUAAUAGCUACCAUUGGUCUAAUUAA
Beta vulgaris subsp. vulgaris (sugar beet) is the source of this 516-nucleotide messenger RNA. RefSeq lists its product as uncharacterized. The record is from RefSeq and is a predicted model, not a curated record. The transcript is spliced from 2 exons. Bases 1 to 516 code for a protein of 171 amino acids. Lineage: Eukaryota; Viridiplantae; Streptophyta; Magnoliopsida; Caryophyllales; Amaranthaceae.